This is a messenger RNA of Trichechus manatus latirostris (Florida manatee), 1437 nucleotides long. It is a transcript of the gene SLC25A1, whose product is annotated as solute carrier family 25 member 1. Gene Ontology annotation, cellular component: mitochondrion. The record is from RefSeq and is a predicted model, not a curated record. NCBI's taxonomy places the organism in Eukaryota, Metazoa, Chordata, Mammalia, Sirenia, Trichechidae. Gene Ontology annotation, molecular function: citrate secondary active transmembrane transporter activity. Gene Ontology annotation, biological process: mitochondrial citrate transmembrane transport. The coding region runs from base 14 to 886 and encodes 290 amino acids. The transcript has 7 exons.
CUCCCUGCCCGCUAUGGCCGCGCCCCGGACCCCGCGGAGCCCCCGCACCUUGGCGGCUGCCGCGCCGGCGCCCGGAAAGGCCAAGUUGACGCACCCGGGGAAGGCGAUCCUGGCAGGCGGCCUGGCGGGCGGCAUCGAAAUCUGCAUCACGUUCCCCACCGAGUACGUGAAGACGCAGCUGCAGCUAGACGAGCGCUCACACCCUCCGCGGUACCGUGGUAUAGGGGACUGCGUGCGGCAGACGGUCCGUAGCCAUGGCGUCCUGGGCCUGUACCGCGGCCUCAGCUCGCUGCUCUAUGGCUCCAUACCCAAGGCGGCCGUCAGGUUCGGCAUGUUCGAGUUCCUUAGCAACCAUAUGCGCGACCCCCAGGGACGGCUGGACAGCACGCGCGGGUUGCUGUGCGGCCUAGGCGCCGGGGUGGCCGAGGCCGUGGUGGUCGUGUGCCCCAUGGAGACCAUCAAGGUGAAGUUCAUCCAUGACCAGACUUCCUCCAAACCCAAAUACAAAGGAUUCUUCCAUGGGGUCAGGGAGAUUGUGCGAGAGCAAGGGCUAAAGGGCACGUACCAGGGCCUCACAGCCACUGUGCUGAAGCAGGGCUCCAAUCAGGCCAUCCGCUUCUUUGUCAUGACCUCUCUGCGCAACUGGUACCGAGGUUCUACAAGGGUACUGUUCCCCGCCUGGGCCGGGUCUGCCUGGAUGUGGCCAUCGUGUUUGUCAUCUAUGAUGAGGUGGUUAAGCUGCUCAACAAAGUAUGGAAGACGGACUGAGCCCAGCGUCUGCGUGGGGACCCCGAGUGCCUCCAAACCAGCCCGUGCAUCUCACGUGAUUCCGGUGCAGCGUGCCAAAAGGCCCCUCCCUGUGUCCUUCAAGCUUUGUGGCCUGUGAUCUGGCCUGUGUCUGUCCCUGUGGCCCUCGAGUCCAUGUGUCCCAUAGUAGUGUGUGCUCUGUGGUCUGUGUGUGACACUACCAUUGUGUCCAGCCAGGCCGUGGCUGGAUGUUUCUGUGCCCUGUGAAUCUGUGCCCACAUCUCCUAUGUGCUUGCUCCUGAGCUGUGUGCCUAUGUCUUGUGUGCCAUGUUAUGUGACCCCGUGCCCCACUUCCCAGGGUACCCAUGUGGCCUGGGUCUACGGCCCCUGUAGCCAUGGCCCGGUCCCAGUCCGGUGCCUUCCACCCCGGGUGGUAGGGGCACCCUGCCCCAGCCUACCACAGCUGCCUCUGGGCCUCAGCCUGGCCUCAACCGCAUUCCAGGGGCUGUGUGCCCCCGGCUUCUCCCGCCACUGGCCUUAACUGGCCCUCGGGCCCUUCCUCCGCCCAGGACAGGGUGGCACCUGCCACUCCCAGGACCACCCUCCCAAGGCAAAAUAAACCGGAUCCUGUUUCAGCUUCCUGCUCCUGCUUUCCCGUGUGGGCAGUGAUAGCCAUGCUCCUUGAAAACA